AUGUCAGCUUUUCAAGCCGAAGUUAAUGGGUUAGCUGAAGCCCACUUUCCAGAGGCCGAGGAGGAGGAGACGACGAAGGAGUGCACCAAGAGUCACAGGACUCGCUUGACUCAGAUUCCACUUGGCUUUUUGGGAUCUGCCUGUCCUCAGGCCUCCCUCAUCUAUCUGCUCUGCUUCUGUCUACCAGGCAGGAAGACGGUGGCCACAAAGAAGACGAAAAAGUCACUGGAGUCGAUCAACUCUAGGCUCCAACUGGUUACAAAAAGUGGAAAGUACAUGCUGGGGUACAAGCAGACUCUGAAAAUGAUCAGACACGGCAAAGCGAAACUGGUCGUCCUUGCCAACAACUGCCCAGCCUUGAGGAAAUCUGAAAUAGAGUAUUAUGCCAUGUUGGCCAAAACUGGUGUCCAUCACUACAGUGGCAAUAAUAUUGAAUUGGGCACAGCAUGUCGAAAAUACUACAGAGUAUGCACACUGGCUAUCAUUGAUCCAGGUGAUUCUGGUAUUAUUAGAGGCAUGCAAGAACAGACUGGUGAAAAGUAA
Molecule: messenger RNA, 543 nt
Organism: Balaenoptera musculus (blue whale)
Lineage: Eukaryota; Metazoa; Chordata; Mammalia; Artiodactyla; Balaenopteridae
Product: 60S ribosomal protein L30-like
Exons: 3
Coding region: 1-543 (180 amino acids)
Cellular component (GO): cytosolic large ribosomal subunit
Molecular function (GO): RNA binding; structural constituent of ribosome
Source: RefSeq, a predicted model, not a curated record